Molecule: messenger RNA, 2157 nt
Organism: Drosophila takahashii
Lineage: Eukaryota; Metazoa; Arthropoda; Insecta; Diptera; Drosophilidae
Product: nose resistant to fluoxetine protein 6
Molecular function (GO): acyltransferase activity, transferring groups other than amino-acyl groups
Source: RefSeq, a predicted model, not a curated record
CGAAAGUGCCAAGAGUCUUUCAAAGUCAAUCAAUUAGAGGGUGCAUUACGAUCCGGCGAUUCGAUACAUCCAUCCCACACGACGAUGAUGCUUCACAUCGUGAUUUUAGCGGCGAUUUUAACGGCUGCGCAAUGCUUUCAAUUGAACAUGACGCAGUUCUAUGAGAUGCCGCCGCUGUACGACUUGGAUGACUACGAUCGCUGCCUCCAGGAGUUCGAUGGCCAGGGUUCCACCUACUGCUUCGUUCGAGCCGAAGUCCAGCCGGAUGACUCGGUGGCCAGUUGGCGGGCCAUUGCCGAGAUUUCGCAGUACGAUCGCCAUCACUUCGAUCACAGGCAGCUCUACUUUGGCCUCUGCCUGCGCGAAUGUGAGGCUUCUCUGGCCGGAUUGGAUGAGAGUGAAUUGGAGGCCCUGCAGGCCGGCCUGCUGUCGGAAAAUGCAAAGGUGAACGUGUAUCUGGACUUGUUCUCGAUGGAGGCGACCAAUCGCCAGCGGCACCAGCGAUUGACGAAUGCCUGCCUGAAUUGGCGGUUGCAGCGUCGAGGAUUCGGGCUGAUGGCCAAGAGCGUGGUGGAGUACUGCGAUCAGGCGGGUCGCCAGGUGGAAGAAGAUGCUUGGAACCUUACUUUCUGCGGCAUUUUGGGAGCUCUAGUGAUUCUAGCUGGCCUGGGCAGCCUGGUGGAUCUGCACCUGAAGCGCGGCCGCCAUGACAAGAUGCUCAAGGAGCGGGACCACUACAAGACGCCGCCCAAGAGCACCGCCCAGCAGGUGCUGCUCACCUUUUCGGUGGCCCGCAAUUGGUAUCGCCUCAACCAGGAGCCAACUGGCAAGAUCGGACGCGAGUUGAGAUUCCUCGACUGCUUCAAGUUCUUUGCCAUGUUCAUGGUGAUCUUUGCGCACACCAAUUGGGUGAUUUACGAGAGUGCGAUAAGUAAUCCCCAAGAUCCAGAGCGACUCCUUCACACGGCAGCGGGCACCUUGCUAGUUUCGGGAUCCCUAAUCACCGUCACCUUCUUUGUGAUCAGUGGUUUGCUGCUAACCAUCAAUUGGCUGGCUGUUUCCCGUGCUUUACAGGCGAAAAAGGAGACCUGGAGCUUUGCCCAGUAUGCUCAGCUCUUUGUCAAGUUCAAUAUCUUUCGUUAUAUCCGGUUGACCGUUCCCUAUGCCUUUGUCCUCCUGAUGAGUGGUGUGUACUUCGAGAAUGCCGGUGGUCCCCUGUGGCGGCACAUCUUUGAGAGGGAGCAGCUGGCCUGCCGGCGCAACUGGUGGACCAAUCUGUUGUACAUCAACAAUUUUGUGAAAACGGAUGAGAGGUGCCUUCUCCAAGGUUGGUAUUUAGCCGCUGAUACGCAUUCCUUUGUGCUCAGCCUGGUGCUCUUGAUGCUGGGCCAUCGUUUUGCCAAAUGGAGCAAGCAGCUUUAUGCAGGAACUCUGGCUAUCUUUGUGGCUGUUCCCGCAGUGCUCACUUAUGUUAUGGACUAUUAUCCCAUCUUUAUACCCACUCCACAAACCCAGAAGGACUCUUUCAUUGGAGAUCGUCAGUUCACCGAGUUUUACACCUCGUCCUUGAUGAACUUCGGCUGCUAUUUCUGCGGAGUCCUGGCCGCCUUGGUCUACGAUCAGUUGUCGCUGAAGCAAUACAAGCUGCGCGAGCAGAAGAGCUUCCAGCUGUUCUGGUUCACCCUAAUCCCGGUGGGCAUCCUCUGGCUGUUUAGCGCCCAUCCCAUCUUCCAGCACUACUAUGUGGCUCCGUCGGCCAUUUGGGGUGCUUUGUAUGCUGGUCUGCAGCGGAAUAUCUGGGGCUUUGGCCUGGGCAUCUUCAUCGUGGGCAUGGCCAGCAAGGUGGGCUGGAUCUUUCGUAAAUUUGCCUGCCUGCCCAUUUUCCGCAUCCUGGGACGCCUCACCUAUGGAGCCUUUAUUGUCCAUCUCCUGGUGGCCAGGAUAGUCUUGGCCACCGUGAGGGAGCCUCUUUAUUUUGGCACUGGCAUGAUGUUCGCCUUCAUCUUCUUCACGGUGACCGUGUCCUACCUGUGCUCCUUCCUGCUGGCCAUCUUCCUGGAGCUCCCCGUCUCCUCCUUUCUCAAGCUAAUGCGAUAGGCCAAUAAUAUCUUAACUUAUAGAUUACUAGAACUAUUAUAGGUAAAAUAAAAACCAUAA